This is a messenger RNA of Acanthaster planci (crown-of-thorns starfish), 2773 nucleotides long. Its product is annotated as anaphase-promoting complex subunit 1-like. Gene Ontology annotation, molecular function: molecular adaptor activity. Lineage: Eukaryota; Metazoa; Echinodermata; Asteroidea; Valvatida; Acanthasteridae. Gene Ontology annotation, biological process: protein K11-linked ubiquitination; metaphase/anaphase transition of mitotic cell cycle; anaphase-promoting complex-dependent catabolic process. The record is from RefSeq and is a predicted model, not a curated record. Gene Ontology annotation, cellular component: anaphase-promoting complex.
CACCAUGGAUGUAGCCACCACCAAGAUGCUUAGCAUCCAUAUCAGUGCUCUCCUCCCGCCUACAUCCACUGAGCUGGACAUACCCCACCUGGUGCAGGUGGCUGCGGUCAUGGGCGUCGGGCUAGUGUACCAGGGCACGGCCCACAGGCACAUCGCAGAGGUUCUGUUGGGAGAAAUAGGUCGUCCUCCAGGACCGGAGCUAGAGAACUGCACUGACAGGGAGUCUUACUCCCUGGCCGCUGGUCUGUCACUAGGGAUGGUCAUGUUAGGGCAUGGGAGCAAUGCUGUUGGAUUGUCAGAUCUCAACAUGGCUGACCAGCUUUAUCACUACAUGGCAGGAGGUUACAAGAAUCAACCGAGUGGAGCAAACAGGGAGAAGUUUAAGUCCCCCUGCUACCAGAUCAAGGAAGGGGACCAGGUCAACAUUGAUGUCACGUCACCAGGAGCAACUUUGGCCCUAGGCCUGAUGUUCUUCCAGACAGCAAACAGGGCCGUGUCCCAGUGGCUGACUGCCCCUGACACCCAGAUCCUGCUGGAUUUUGUCAAACCGGACUUCCUACUUCUAAGGACAUUGAGUAAGGGCCUGGUGAUGUGGAACGAGAUUGAACCGACCAGUGAGUGGAUCCAGAACAAUGUCCCUGAGAUUGUGAAGAGGUAUGCCUUCAAAAGGAAUGUCACAGCACAGGAAGAUCUGGAUAUUGAUGUUGAUUUGCAGAAAAUGAGCCAGGCAGAGUGCAACAUCUUAGCGGGAGCCUGCAUGGCCAUGGGUCUUCGGUUUGCUGGCUCUGCCAACAACAGUGCCUUCCAGUGCUUGCUCCACUACGCCCAGCGGUUCUCAAGUCUAGCUUCACAAUCAAUUUCAGAAUUGGCCGGCAAGUCAACCAUCGACACAUGUCAAAAUGCGGUCCUUCUCUCUGUUGCCAUGGUGAUGGCUGGGACCGGCAACCUGGAAGUUUUGCGCUUUGCCCGCAGGCUGCACUUCAGCCUGGGCAACGAGACCAGCUAUGGCAGCCACAUGGCAACCCACAUGGCUAUUGGCUUGCUGUUCCUGGGAGGCGGGCACCACACACUCAGCACGGCACCCAUGGGCGUCGCUGCACUCAUCUGCAGCCUGUACCCACAGUUCCCAGUUAACAGCAACGACAACAGGUACCACCUGCAAGCUUUGCGUCAUCUCUAUGUGCUUGCAGCUGAGCCCCGCUUGAUUUUACCUAGGGAUGUUGACACUGGCAAGCCUUGCUAUGCGCCCCUGGAAGUCAUUUAUAAAGAAUCUCCAUGGUAUGAAGAGCACACCGUGCGAAUGCUGGCUCCCUGCAUUGUACCUGAGCUAAAACAUCUCAAACAGAUCAGUGUAGUUGGCCCUCGAUAUCUAACCGUGGCCCUGGACACUGGCAAAAAUAUAGCCACACUGGAAGCAAUCUUCAAAGCGGAUGGCACGCUUUAUGUCAAGCAACGUGCUGGACACCUGUCAUAUGCUGAAGACCCGAAGGGUUACAAAAGCCUGUUGGCUCAGACCUUUACCCAUGAUGCUUCCUACCAGCAGUCCAUGGACUCAGAGGUCAUCAGGUCAUUCACAUCUGACCUCGCCAUCCUGGGAUUCUCACGCCACUUCUGCCAGAGGGUUGAAGGCAACAAGGAGACUUCAUCAGUGGAGACUUUAUUAGCAUCGCUGUUGUACGAGUGCGUUACCAAGGAGAAACCAUGGAUACUGCAGUCGCUCAUUGAAGUUCACCAGGUCAUUGAUAGCCUUGUUGGGAGACCAGACACCCACACACUGUGGCAGGUCAAACUUUUACUAGCCUACUACAACCAAGCCCAUCACAGGAUAGCCACCAGCCACAAGGAAAAAGCCCAACCAAAGGGGCUGCUUUUGAAUGAUGAGAUGUGCAUCAAGAUGAAGUGUAGGGUGGAGCACUGCCUGGACUCAUGGCUUGCAGACAACCAGAAUGCUGCGAUGGCAUAUCUGGUUCAGGGGGCUCUUCCUCAACCCCUUGAGACCAGAAGGCAGAUGGCUAAAUUCCUGGUGUUCUAUGACAUCCCUUCCCCUCUGCAGCUGUCAGACAUACCAUUCCAGGUGUGCGACUCUCUCCCAAGCCUGUACACUGCCCUCAAGAAUUUCAACCUGCCUGUGUCUGCGAUGAUGAAACUUGUUACAAUCCUGCAAGCUGCCAGGUAACAGUCAGACCCAGCAGGAAGUCACUGUCGAAAUUCCAACACACAGAUUUGUGGAGUAGACACACAAUAGAUUUGUGCCAUAGUUGUGCAAUAUACUUUAACCUGUAUGGUAAAUUCCACAGAAAAAUUGCUAAUAGCUAUUCAGCAUUUUCAUUAUUUUAAGUACCUUAGACAAGGAUGAUCACAGCUUUUAUGACAGCCAUCCCUUUACAGUUUUACAGCAGUUAUUAAACAGAUGCUGAAUUAGCUCCGCCCGCCUCUUUAAAACGGUUUCUUUUCAUCACCCUUGGUACACACCUUGCUGUUUUUAGCGGCAAAAAGCCUUACCGCAAACAUGGUCAGUAAAAUAAACUCCAUUCUCGAUUUACCAUCUUAAAUGUGUGUGUAAGGUACCAGUACUCCAUAAUUUGUUCAACAAAUCAUAUAGAGAUUCAGACCCUUCCCAUUAUGCUGUAAGGCUUCUGGACUAAAGGUCAACUUUACAGUCUUCUCCAAAUUUUAAAACAAGCUGAAAUUAAUAAAAAAUUCCUCAGAUUUGUAUUGGUUUUGUAUGUUUUCUGUUUUGGCAGUGAUAUUAAAGCCAAUUUCGAGACAGGAA